Durusdinium trenchii is the source of this 327-nucleotide messenger RNA. The record is from the annotation of a GenBank genome assembly. NCBI's taxonomy places the organism in Eukaryota, Dinophyceae, Suessiales, Symbiodiniaceae.
AUGAGGCUCCAAGCGCAACUCUUGCAGACGACGUGGGAGCAAACCAGGCUUUCAAUCGCUAGCGAUAUCAGCAAGCUCAAGCAGUGGUCUGGGCGUUGGGAACUCUACGUGUCCCAACAGGGAGCGAUGGACUACAAGUACAUUGCUGACAGGUUUGAGCGUGGCAAGGUCAUGAUUGGGGAGUUCAUGACGGAACGACACACACUGAUAUCAUGCCAGAACCUCAUGUUAGCUCACGCCUCCAUCGUUGAGAAGCAAGCUUCCAUGGGGCCUGAUGCGUGUCUCUGCAGCAUUUGCAACAUGAAAAGAUUGAAACCGGGUGUGUGA